CCGACCCAACGCCGCCGCGAUUCGCCGGAGCCGGAAGCCGGAGGCCCCCACCUCCGCCGCGCCGUAGGUCGCGAGCCCAAUGGCCUCCGAACCCACCGCGGCGGCGACGGGGGCUCCACAGCCAGCCGUAGGGCGGAGGCGGCCGCCGUGCGUCCUCAGCUUCUCGCUGGCGCGCGACCGCUUCCUCCGCCGCCGCUUCCUCUCCGCCGGCCUCCGCCCCUUCUCCGUCCGCCUACCGCAUCCCACCGAAGCCGGAACCACCGUCCACGUCUGGGCCCCGCCGCGCCCGGCGCGCCGCCCCGUCCUCCUCCUCCACGGCUUCGGCGCCUCCGCCACGUGGCAGUGGGCAUCCUACCUCCGCGAGCUCAUCGCCGCCGGCUUCGACCCCAUCGUCCCCGACCUCCUCUUCUUCGGGGACUCCUGCACGCCCGCCACCGACCGCUCCGAGACCUUCCAGGCGGCGGCCAUCAAGGCCGCCAUGGACGGCAUGGGCGUGAGGCGGUUCGACGUGGUCGGCGUCAGCUACGGCGGCUUCGUCGGGUACCGGAUGGCCGCCAUGUUCCCGGAGGCGGUGGAGCGGGCGGUCAUGGUGUGCGCCGGGGUGUGCCUGGAGGAGAGCGACCUCGCCGCGGGCCUCUUCCCCGUCGCCGGCGUCGCCGAGGCGGCCGAGCUGCUGGUCCCGAGCCGGCCGGCCGACGUGCGGCGGCUCGUCAAGCUCACCUUCGUCCGGCCGCCGCCCAUCAUGCCGUCCUGCUUCCUGAGAGACUACAUUAACGUGAUGGGAUCAGAUCACAACCAGGAGAAGACAGAGCUGUUGCAUACUCUCAUCAAUGGCAGGAAGCUUUCAGAUCUUCCAAAAAUCAACCAGCCAACUCUGAUAAUUUGGGGGGAGCAGGACCAGGUGUUUCCAAUGGAGCUUGCUCAUAGAUUGCAGAGCCAUCUUAAGGAGAAUUCUCGAUUGGUGGUUAUCAAGAACGCUGGGCAUGCAGUCAAUCUUGAGAAAUCAAAAGAGGUUUGCAGGAAUAUCAUCGAGUAUUUGCGAGAACCGGUUUCAAUUGCUCCAAAUGCUGCAUUAAAGGUGGACACUGCUGAGCUUGGGAAUCACCAUGAAGAGAUUGCUUAAGAGGACUACAGAUGUAUGACGAUCUUGUUAACUUGUAGAGCGGCUGCUGUAAUGGAAAUAUGUAACCACGUGGACUGGGCUGGGGAAGGCACCUGUAUAUUUGUGAAAGGAUGGGUUUACAGAAGGGAAUUAAAGCUGGUUUUUAGCUCUGUUCUUGUGUCGGGUUACAUCGUUUCUUCCUUUUUUUUUUUUGUGAGAUCAAGCAGCA
Molecule: messenger RNA, 1331 nt
Organism: Oryza brachyantha (malo sina)
Lineage: Eukaryota; Viridiplantae; Streptophyta; Magnoliopsida; Poales; Poaceae
Product: 2-hydroxy-6-oxononadienedioate/2-hydroxy-6-oxononatrienedioate hydrolase
Exons: 5
Coding region: 80-1123 (347 amino acids)
Molecular function (GO): catalytic activity
Source: RefSeq, a predicted model, not a curated record